AUGGUUCGAAUCAUCCAAUGCGCACCCCAUGCCGGCCUGCCCAAGGUCUGGCUUGGAUUUGGGGAGAUUGGAGACCGCCAAUUCCAGCUUCAAGCCAAACAAGACGCUUACUUCGAUCAUGUUGCUCCAAAUAUCCGUUUUGUGCACCGCAACGACCAAGUGAGCUACUGGUAUCUUCACCGUGACGUCUUGUUCCGACAAGCCAAAUGGUUCCCCUGGAAGUAUAAGGACCCAGCCAUUCGUGAGUUUGUUCUUCCACCCAUUGUACGUCUAGAACAGAUCCCCAAGAUUCUACAGUUCCUCUAUACUGGCGACUACUCAGUUGAGCGAGACGAUCUCCGUCGUUAUCAGUUGGGAGAGAGCCCCCAGGGAUGUGUGAACUGCCCCCAGAUGGCCACGCUAUUGGCUAUCCAUUCGGAUAUGGUUCAAACGGCUGGCUUCCUGGGAAUGCAGGAACUGCAAGCUUUGGCUUUUGUCCGAUUCCGUACCCUGCUCGACGCAGCUCCUGUCAUGGUCCUGCGCCACGCUAUCUGCCAUGUGUAUGACCAUGGUCGUAUCUGCCCUGCUACACAUCACUCCAAUGGAUUCCCCAUGUUGGUAAUGGGCGAAUGUGACUACCGACCUCAACUUAUUCUUCCUGCUGUUCUCCGAUGGUGCGGAUACUAUCGACUGCAUCCCAAGUGGACCUCAGUCAAUGGUCGUCCUAAGCAUUAUGGGGAGCAGCAGUUCACUCAAUUGCGCCAGAGAAUCCCAGAGUUUGACUCUCAUCUGACUCGUGGUCUGUUUUUGGAUACUAUUGCCGCAACUGCGCCAACGAUGAUCUUGCACGGCGAGACCCGACCUAUUCGAUGCGUUGACCCGACGAAUAGACCUGAAAUUAUGUCAAUGAAGUCGAAUCCCCGUCGAUCAAAUUACCAGUAUGCCACUUUCCUGCAGCCACUGCCUUUCGAAAACCCUGAGUAUGAGCAGGAGAAGACGAUGGUCGAUUCUGAUACAGAGAUGUCUGACUCCCCUGAGGAUGAGGAUGAGGAUGAUGCUUAUACUGAGAAGCACAAGCAAGCUCCUGUUUCUAACCGUCGUGUGACUAGGUCAAUGGUCAAAACGACUAACAUGACCAGCAUGAGUUCCGCAGUUUCCGCUAACACAAGGUCGCGAAUUACAAAGAGACAGCAACAGUCUACACACAGCGCAGUGCAACGCCCUAAGCACUCUACUCCGGCCCAGGCCCCUACUUCCAUCGUCCAGACAAGCAUCAAUGAUAGCCAACUUGUGGCAACACAACAGCAGUCUCAGCUCAACUAUCCUGCUGCUGCCCCUGAUGCUAAUCACUCGUUCCAGAUCCAAGCCCUUGAAGGUAUCUUGGCUGACACUGCUCUGCAGAACAUUGACACUACUAUGGAUCUGAACACGGAGAGCUGGGUGGACUACCUGAAUGCUCCUCUCACCGAGGCUGACUUGGCGCUCGCCAAUGAAGGCCUGCAGACCACCGAGAGUCAGACCAGCGUGCAUGCUAAUGUAGAGUUUAACGAGUGGGUGAACCCCGAGGCUCUGGCUGCCCCCGAAGCUAACAUGUCCUUUGAUGAACUCAUUAACGGAAUUGACCUGGAAGACUUUCCCUUGUUCCCCCAGAGCGUUGCCCCCGAGUGGACAAGCACCGACGAUGUCACCAUUUUCCGCAUGCACGCCGAAGAGCGUGACAAGAUCUCAUGGGAGGACGAAGGAGACCUGGAACGACCCACUGGACCCGAGGCGCCUGUUCAAAGUUCCGGCUUUGACGAGUUCGAAGAAACCUUCUGGAACAACACCAACCGUCAUGGACUACGAUAUAUCCCCGCCGGCAUGACUCCCUAUCAACACUGUGUUGACCUCCUGUGCCAAGUUCUCGAAAAGGUUGAAGAAAACAACAUCACUAUUCGCCCAGAAGCGAUGGUCAACUACCUCCUGGUGUGUUUCCCCGAUGUUGAUUUGUUCGAGGAAGUUCAGAACUUGAUUGAUGCCCUUCCCGAGGAGUAUAAAUUCUCUAACAUGGCGCAGCGGAUUCCCACUAAUGCAGAGCAGGAGUCCCCGACUCGGGAGUCUGAGCUCUCUCUUACUUUGACUGAACAGAUUGAGGCUCUGACUGAUGCCGAUCGGGCAGAGUUCGGCUCGGCCGCUGGGUCUUUGGACUUGGAAGGAUCCGAGUGA
Penicillium nucicola is the source of this 2184-nucleotide messenger RNA. RefSeq lists its product as uncharacterized. Bases 1 to 2184 code for a protein of 727 amino acids. The transcript has a single exon. The record is from RefSeq and is a predicted model, not a curated record. Lineage: Eukaryota; Fungi; Ascomycota; Eurotiomycetes; Eurotiales; Aspergillaceae.